Closterium sp. Yama58-4 is the source of this 1248-nucleotide messenger RNA. The record is from the annotation of a GenBank genome assembly. Lineage: Eukaryota; Viridiplantae; Streptophyta; Zygnematophyceae; Desmidiales; Closteriaceae.
AUGCAUCAAACGCCUCAAGAGUUGCUCAUUUUCGUCGUGAGUGGUGUCAAGAACACGGUUGAUGCCGCCAAAAACAAGGUCGAGGCCGCCAAGGACAGCGUCGUGAGUGGUGUCAAGAACACGGUUGAUGCCGCCAAAAACACGGUAGAGGCCGCCAAGGACAGCGUCGUGAGUGGUGUCAAGAACACGGUUGAUGCCGCCAAAAACAAGGUGGAGGCCGUCAAGGACAGCGUCGUGAGUGGUGUCAAGAACACGGUCGAUGCCACCAAAAACACGGUAGAGGCCGCCAAAGACAGUGUCGUGAGUGGUGUCAAAAGCACGGUCGAUAAGGUAGAGGCCGCCAAGGACAGAGUCGUCAGUGGUGUCAAGAACACGGUUGAUGCCGCCAAAAACAAGGUCGAGGCCGCCAAGGACAGCGUCGUGAGUGGUGUCAAGAACACGGUCGAUGCCGCCAAAAAUAAGGUAGAGGCCGCCAAGGACAGCGUCGUGAGUGGUGUCAACAUCGCGGAAAAGGUUUUUGGCCAAAAGAUGCCUUUCCGCAAUACCUUUUCCGCGAUGAAGAACACGGUCGAUGCUUCCAAGAAAAGGGUAAAUGCCGCCAAGAACAAGGUAGGUGCCGCCAAAAACAGAGUCGUGAGGGGUGUCAAGAACACGGUCGAUGCUGCUAAGAACAAGGUAAAUGCCGCCAAAAACAAGGUAGGUGCCGCCAAAAACAGAGUCGUGAGUGGUAUCAAGAACAGGGUCAAUGCUGCGAAGAAAAAGGUUAAUGCUGCCAAAAACAGCGUAGUGGGUGGUGUCAAGAACACGGUUAAUGCUGGCAAGAACAAGGUCGAUGCCGCCAGAAACAGCGUCGUGAGUGGUGUCAAGAACAAUGUCGAUGCCGCCAAGAGCAAGGUCGAGAAAGCCAAGCACAAUGUCAAGAAGGGUGCUGCUAUUGUCAAAGACAAGGCUGAGAAGUUCGCAAAGGAUAAUGAUCUGAAGAACAAGGCCUUGAGCGCGGCGCGCACGGCAGAGGACAUUGCCAGGGAGGCGGUGCAGGAGAGAGGCCAGCAAGCGAUGAUGAAUGCGGCUGCAGGGUUCACAAUGGGCGGAUUUGCAGGGGCAGCGGCAGCAGGUGGCGGCACUCUCCUGCUCGGCGCAAAGCAAGCCGCGUUCCGGCGGAUUAAUAGCAAGGCAUCCAGCCAUACCGGAGCAGUUGGGGCAGACUCUGGUGGUGCUACCACGAUGGAACUACCAAGAUUGCGCUAG